Ochotona princeps (American pika) is the source of this 1205-nucleotide messenger RNA. RefSeq names its product dehydrogenase/reductase SDR family member on chromosome X-like. Lineage: Eukaryota; Metazoa; Chordata; Mammalia; Lagomorpha; Ochotonidae. Bases 24 to 1025 code for a protein of 333 amino acids. The transcript is spliced from 7 exons. The record is from RefSeq and is a predicted model, not a curated record.
GAAGCGGCGGGGUCGGGGCCGCCAUGUCGCUGUUGUCCGUGGCGCUGGCCGCCCUGCGGGUCUACGCGGCGGGAGCAGCGGUGAUCUUGGCGCAGCUGCUGCGUCGCUGCUGCGGGGGCUUCCCGGAGCCAGUUUUCCCUCAGCAGCCCGACCGUGUAGCUAUCGUGACUGGAGGCACUGAAGGCAUCGGCUAUGCCACGGCAAAGCAGCUGGCACGUCUGGGGAUGCGUGUCAUCAUAGCUGGAAACAAUGAUAGCAAAGCCCGGGACGUUGUCCGAAGAAUUCAAGAAGCAACCUUGAAUGACAAAGUGGAGUUUUUGUACUGUGACCUGGCGUCCAUGAACUCCAUCCGGCAAUUUGUGCACAAGUUCAAAGCAAAGGAGAUCCCUCUGCAUGUCCUGGUCAACAACGCUGGCGUGAUGAUGGUCCCUCAGAGGACAACAGAAGAUGGAUUUGAAGAGCAUUUCGGCCUCAACUACCUGGGGCACUUCCUCCUGACCAACCUCCUCCUGGACAGCCUCAGAGCAUCUGGUUCCCCCAGCCACAGUGCCAGGGUGGUCACCGUGUCGUCGGCCACCCACUACGUCGGCCAGUUGCACAUGGAUGACCUUCAGUUCAGCCGCUGCUACUCGCCUCAUGGUGCCUACGCCCAGAGCAAGCUGGCCCUGGUCCUAUUCUCCUACUACCUACAGCACCAAUUGUCUGCCGAAGGCAGUGCUGUGACGGCCAAUGUGGUGGACCCUGGGGUGGUCGACACAGACCUCUACAGACAUGUGUUCUGGGGCACGCGUGUAGUGAAGAAGCUGCUUGGCUGGCUCUUGUUCAAGACCCCUGAGGAAGGAGCCUGGAGUUCUGUGCAUGCUGCUGUGGCACCUGAGCUGGAAGGCAUUGGUGGCCAUUACUUGUACAACGAGAAGGACGCGAGGUCCUUGGCAGUCACAUAUGACCGAGAGCUGCAGCGCCAGCUGUGGGCCAGAAGCUGUGACAUGACCGGUCUCCGGGACACGAGUGAUGACAUUAUGUAGGCACAGCUCUGUUCCCUGGGAGGACUGCAUCGCAGGUGCACAUCCUGAAUCUGCUACCUUCACGUUGGUUGGAAUUGAGCCAGAAAUACAAGUCGGGGAUGCCUCCUCUGUUGUGCCUGAGCUUUCACCCGUGACCUUGCAGUUGUCACAUUGUCACGGGAUUAAACACUGACACUCAAG